Molecule: messenger RNA, 5547 nt
Organism: Numida meleagris (helmeted guineafowl)
Lineage: Eukaryota; Metazoa; Chordata; Aves; Galliformes; Numididae
Product: translation initiation factor IF-2-like
Exons: 3
Coding region: 1-1125 (374 amino acids)
Source: RefSeq, a predicted model, not a curated record
AUGAUGGAAGGAGCGCCCGCGGCUGCACGGCACAGCGGCACCGGAGAGACAGGGAGGAGACAGUGCUCCCACAGAGAGCGCCCACCCGCGACAGCCACCUCCCGCCACUGCAAAGUCGGACUUCGGAAGCGCUCCCGCUUCCACACAGCGCAUACCCAACGGCGGCAGCGCCUCCCGCGCGACCCGAGCACGCUCCCGCCUCUCGCUGACGCCACGGGCGCGCGGCCCCGCCUCACGGCGACCGCCACGUACCUCAGCGCUUGGGAACGUCCCGCUCUCUCGCGCUAUCACGCCGCCGCGUGCGGCGCUGCCCAAUCAGAGCCCUCCGCGACGCCCGGGAGGGGGUCAGGGCUGGCCAAUCACUGUGCUCCGGGGGGCGGGAUCUGUCCCCAUGGAAACGACAGCCCGGGCCGCUGGAACGCCACCGGGCUGCCGCAUCGUGACGCGCAGGUCCUCGGCGGGACCCCCGGGAGCUGCUCCCUCUCCUCACCCCCACGCAGAGUUUCCACCUGGGAGGCAGCGGCUCCUCUCACGCCGCCGGGACGCAAGGUAGCAUCGCCCGCUCGCUGGCGGGCCUGGGGCGGGCGGGAGGCGCGGAGCGGAGGCCGGGCCGCGGGGCAGCUCCUGUCAAGAGAGCCGUUGGCCGCCGCGCGGGGCCGAGCCGGGGGGGGCGCCCUCCUCGGCGGCCGUUUAACGGCCGCCACUCCUGUCAGAUUCAAAAUAACGGUAGCGCGGCGGAGCAGCCCCCUGAGGCGGGGGUUCUGUGGCGCCUCCGGGGCUGAGGCAGCGGCGCUGGGGCCCCAGCCGCACGCGGGGUUGGGGGGGCAGCCCUCGCCUCCGGCCGCCGGAGGUGACGGUCCUCAGGAAGUAACGCGCCAGCAGCCCCGCGGGUGGGUGUGCGGGCGGCUCUCUUCAAAGCAGCAGGAGGAGUUGAGGCGUACCUGGCAGCGGCACGGCUUGAUGGGCGGGCAUUGCGCAACCACGGGAAAACCUCGGCUGCUUUGUCCCGGAGACCGGGCUGUCUCGCUAGAAAUGCUUGUCGACGUUACGCGCGCUAUAGUACCGCCGGGGGAACUAACAUCUCCACGGUUGUACGGUACAGCUGAGGCAGACUGUCUGUUCUGAGAAGCUUGAAAAGCUGUUCAAUCAGCCAGCUUCUAAAUGUAAAAAGAAUGAAGUGAGAAUGAACUGCAGUUAGAAAAAUAUAACAAAUACAAGAAUCAACAGAAAAGAAUCUGACCAAGGUAAACACAGCGAGAAGAAAGGGUUCCACCGUGUUUAUGUAUUUCAGUAAUACUAAGUGAAGCUGUAUUUAUGUGCAGUCUUAUUAUGUAAACACUUCUUCAAAAAAUGAGAAUGUGUUCUUGUGUAGAGAAAACUAAGGGGGGUGUACUCUAACUAUAGUUUGGGAAUCGUGUCCAGAUUGAAACCUGCUGGAUAUUGGUGAUGACGGAUAGAAACAAAAAAAAAGAACAUCGGAUCAGAGAAAAAAUAACGAAAGGAAAACUGUUUUGUCUUACCUGGGAGGGACAUUUACUGAAGGAGGAGUGAUGGAAAACGAUGCUUAUGUAUUAAUUAUUAAAAUGAUUAAAUCUCACGUAGGAAGAAAGCUAUGCAGAUGUUCUUGUAAUUUGAAAGAUAACUUGUAAAGUGAGAACUAGUGCAGAUCUCAGCUAUUUCGGUUUUCACCUUGAUUUCUGUGCGUGUCUUUGAGAAAUCUAGAUCUAGAGGUCUGAUGGCCUAAUAAAAAGACAUUUUCCCCAGAAAGAGAGUUUUAGCGUAGCCUUGUGAGCUGAAAGGGACUUUUACACUUGUUUCUCAAAAUUGUUGCCGUAUUUUAGCAUAGCUAAUACCAGUUUAACUUACGGACAGACACUGUGAAGCAGAUGCAUUACCUGUAGAUUCAUUAACUGUUGUCUUCGGUUAAGGUAUGGUAGCUUACAGUAACCAUGCAGCAAGUCUUCCUGAAAGAACAUGGAAGUACUAACACUGUUAUGUCAGGUGUUUCCAAACAAAAAACGUGGCAGAAUAAUAGUCUGUUUAUGUCUAUUUUGAACAUACUAAUUUUUUUUUUUUAAUGAAUGGGUGAGCUAAUCAAUAUAUAUCUUUUCAAAUCACUUUUAAAGAAGUGGAAAAUUAUGUGAAAUUGAACAUUAUUUAAACUGCUAAAUUGUAAGGACAAGUAUAUUGUUGAGAGAGCAAGGGCUAGCUGAAAGUGCCAAAGGAGUUCUUUGUAGAGUUCAUAUAUAAUAUUUGUAAUAUUCUCUUUCUAGUAUUGAGUUUAGUAUAUUCUUAGAAAGGUGAGGAUCAUUAGAUCUAUUGUAUCUCCUGGUUUGUUUCUAUUUUUUUUAAGGCAGCACUUCCUGUGAAGAGUAUUGACAUCUCCAACGUGCGUCAUUAAAAUAGGAAGUUGUGGUAGGGACAUGACUAUGGAGGGUAUUGCUGUCAUCCUGCAUGUAUGCACUGUUGCUCACAUAGGUUUAAUUAUUUCCCUAUCAGACAGAACAUGAGUGCAUCAAAAUGUAUGAAUAGGUCGGCUUAUUUUUGUAUUCUACAAGUCUGGAUUUAUGAUUACAUUACCCAUCACAGCACGCAUUGGUUUGGCAAGUACAGACAUGCAAUGUAGCAACAUUUGCAGUGCUAUACUGUUCUGCUUCGUAUCAUCUGCAGGCACUGUACACUGAUAUCACUGUAUGUGUUCACCCAUCUCAGCCUUUAAAAAUUUGACAUGGAGCAUUACUUAUCUAAAAGUAAUUGUUGUUUUGCUAGGAAGGUGAUGGAGACAUCAGCGCUGAAUCUGUGCUGUUUUCUGGACAAUAGUUAUUAAGUGAAUGAGAAGUACAUCUGAUGGCUGGGUAAAAUAGGUGUGCUAAUGCCAUGCUGAGCUGCUUGUGUUAGAGUUGUAAGCCUUAGAAGCUGUAUUUUGUACUUAUCUUUCAAAGGCCAUAGCUCUUUGUAAUUUCAGUGCCUGAUUCUGUUCCUCUGAAGCUGAUAGGAAUUUCUGAUUAUGUUUACUGGGAUCAAGAUGAAGGUUCCUGGCAGACAGCCCACUUCUUUUUUCUUUUCCAAUUGUAUUUUUCUGUCCAGGCAAGUACAUGGGUAGUCUGUUUUCUGCUACCUCAUACUUGUACCUCUCUCUAAGAGUUGUUUUUUUUUUUUUUUAUUAAAAUACUUUCUUCUCUGAGAAGUUCUGAUUUUUUGUUUUUCCCCCCAAAUAUUGUCUUUGUUUAUAACCUACAGUAUUUGCCACCCCUAGAGCAUUACUUUAUGAUUAGUUCUCUUUAUAAAGUAUAAAUAUUUAUCUCUGUCGCAUCAUUAGCUAAUUUGGAAAUUUAGGUUUGCAUAUUUUUGCUAAAAGCAGACUAGAGUUGUGCUAUCUUUUCAUCUAGGUGAGCUGCAUGUUUUUCUCAAGAAUUGCUUAGUUUCCAGAUGAAAUUUGUAACAUUUGCUCUGUUCACAUAUUGUUUACAAAGUAACCAGUGGAUUGUUAAAGUCGGCUGGGCAAAAUUUAUGUUUCUAUUAAACUGUUAAAUAGCAGGAAGUGGAAUCGUAGUUAAUAGUAGGCUAGAGCCAGGCGCCUAUGGCAGGGCACAAGAAUAUAUACUGUGCAUUAUAUACCCCUCAUGACAGUGACUAAAUUGCUCCACUUCUGCAGCGCUGUGACCAUCUCUUGGUUUGGCAGCUCCUAGUCUUUACAGAGGAAACUGGAUCCUUUAGUCAGCCUUGUAGACUCACUCUGAAAUGCGUGGGAGGGAUGGUCAUCUCUACAUAGAUUUCCCAAGGGUCAGGAACCGCUCAAGGUAGCUGACGGCACGCUGAAGAUGGGUUGAACUCUUAAUAGUAAAGUGUUAAAGAGGAACAAAAACCAAAACCCCUCUUUUCUUCUCAUCCUACCUCUCGUCACUUCCCUCUAGUUGGUGCAUUUGCAAAUCAUGCUGAGUUGUCUCUUGCAACUGGUUAAUGUCAGAGUUCACAGUGGGACUGGCUUGUCCCUUCUAAUACAUAUCAGAGUAGAGCAUGUGACUCAGUUGUGACUGUCACUUUGGGCUGUCACUGUGACUGUCUAAAGGUUGACACAUCUUAGUCAUCUGCUCUCAUAGAGACAGUUUUGAUGAAUAUUGUCUUGGAUUACUGGGAAACUAAUAUAGCAGAGGUUGUAUAACCAGGUGAGUUCCUCAAAAAGCUACUGGAAAUCCUGAGUUAAACGUAGUAGUCUCCGAAGUCAGCUGCAACAUCUUGUUAUCCAUUUCGAUCUUCUCUGCUUCUGAUUUUUUCUAGUACUUGUGGAAUUUUUUUUGGCCCGUUUUAUCAAAAUGGUGAUGAUAAAGACAUCCUAUACACAACCUGAAACAAAACUGCUUCAUGGGCACUGGAUAGUCUUUUUUUUUCAGAGCAGUGUAUCACAUCAAAUAGAUGUCAAAACAUUCUGUGCUAUCAUCCAAUCUUUCCCAUUACAUAUAACAGCAUGUAAUUACAGAGGCAGGUACUUUCAGAGGAACCUAAAUUACCUGUGAGCAGAAAUCCCACUGAAAGCCUGCAGAUCCAGUGGCAGUCAGUUUGAUUAGAGCUUUUGAUAGAGAAGCUCUGUGAUACUGCUGGGGUAGUUUAGGAUGAUACAGCUCCAGCUGCUCAUCUCUAAUCCCUACUCUCAUAUAAUGUUUUCAGAUCAAUCUAUUUGCUUAUUCCUCGGUUUCAGUUCAACUUGAACAUGUUAUGUAUCAGUUUCCCUGAGUAUCAAAGGAAAAAGUUUUCAAAGUUUGACAGCGUGCCCCCUUUGGCUUGAACUGACAAUCCCCAUCUGUACAAUUAUUCACAUCCCUAGAAGUUGUGGGUCGGUAACAUUAAGAAGAUUAUUUAUGUUUUUCAAAUGGGUCGAAGGCCAGGUGUAAGUGUUGAAAGUUGGUUUUAGUACCAUGGCACUGAUUCAUUCUUUGAAUGAAUUAUUUGAAUGAAUCAGUUCUUCGAACGGAUUCUUUGAAUUCAUUCCAUUCUUUGAAUGAGUCAAUGCCAUGAGUAUGCCAGACACAUGAGUUUCUAGCUUCUCCAACAUGGCUCAGCCCCACUACAUAACCUGUUGGAAUCAGGUGAAAUGAGCAUGUUCAAACGAUAGUCACACCUUGUUUUCAAAAACACUGUUUACAUGGUGUACAUAUCUGAGGUGGCUUAUGAUAACAUUAAGUUUUAUUUCUAUAAUUCUGUCUACAUGAAAGUACUUCAGUCCGGAAAAUAUUUAUCCAUGUAUCAGAGGUCUAAAUUUUUUAGCAUUAUCAGAAGCUAAAAUUUCUUUAAAUGCAUACUUCAAAAUAUAUAACUUAAUUUUUUUUUUUCUGAAAAUACCAAGAGAGUGUAAUUAUUUAAGUGGUAUACUUUAUAACUCUUGUUGUUGUUGUUUUUUUUCCAUAGCCGUCGUUCAGAUUUACUGCAUACUUACUGCAUUUCAAUUUCCAGUUUACCAAGAUGCCCCAUUAAUACCGUCCAAGAAUUCCAGCUUGGUGGAUUUUUGUUUUACCUGUGUUUUUUGUUGUUGUUUUUUACUGCAAUACUUUC